AAUAGCCAAUACAGUAUAAUGUCGUCGUCGAUUCAAUUGCUUAAUCCCAAGGCGGAAUCAUUAAGACGUUCUCAAGCACUCCAAGUCAACAUAAACGCCGCUCAAGGACUUCAACUGGUCCUUGCCUCAAACUUGGGCCCUAAGGGAACAUUGAAGCUUUUGGUUGAUGGUUCAGGAGGAUUGAAAUUGACCAAGGACGGGAAGGUCCUUUUGACAGAAAUGCAAAUCCAGCACCCUACUGCCGUGAUGAUCGCUAGAGCCGCUACUGCCCAGGAUGAAAUCACCGGUGAUGGAACCACCACAGUUGUUUUGCUUGUGGGUGAAUUGUUAAAACAAGCUGAGAGAUUUAUCAGUGAAGGUGUCCACCCUCGAGUCAUCGUUGAUGGGUUUGAAAUUGCUCGUGAGAAUGCAUUAAAGUACUUGGACGAGUUUAAACAAGUCCCCGAUGAUUUCGACAGGGAAUUCCUCUUGCAAAUUGCUAGAAGCUCGUUAGCUACUAAGGUGCCAAGCGAAUUGGCCGAUGUCUUGACUCCAAUAGUCACUGAUGCCGUCUUGACUGUUCGUGGUGAUAACGACAGAAAUUUCGAUUUACAUAUGGUGGAAAUUAUGACUAUGCAACAUGGCCAUUCCAAAGACACCGAAUUGAUCAAAGGGUUGGUAUUGGAUCACGGGGCUCGUCACCCAGACAUGCCCCGUCGUGUUGAAAACGCCCACGUCCUUAUCUUGAAUGUUUCCUUAGAAUAUGAGAAAACCGAAGUCAACUCCGGGUUCUUCUACUCUUCCGCCGAACAGCGUGAAAAGUUGGUUGCUUCCGAACGUAAAUUCGUGGAUGACAAAUUAAGAAAAAUUAUCGACUUGAAAAACCAAGUGUGUGACUUAAACUCCAACCAAGGGUUCGUUAUAAUAAAUCAGAAGGGUAUUGAUCCAAUGUCCUUAGACGUGUUGGCUAAGAACGGGAUAUUAGCGUUGAGAAGAGCCAAAAGAAGAAACAUGGAAAGAUUACAAUUAGUAUGUGGAGGUGAAGCCCAAAACUCCGUCGACGAUUUAUCCCCCAAGAUCUUGGGUUACUCGGGAUUGGUCUACGAAACCUCCAUCGGAGAAGAUAAAUUCACCUAUGUCACCAAAAACAAGGAUCCAAAAUCUGCCUCCAUCUUAAUCAAGGGUUCGAACAACCACGCCCUUGCCCAAAACAAAGACGCCGUAAGAGACGGAUUAAGAGCCGUGGCUAACGUCAUCAAGGAUCGCUCCAUCUUGCCUGGUGCCGGUGCCUACUGGUUAAGUUGUAAUGACUACUUGUUGCACUCUCAAGACAGUAAGAAAUUCUUGAAGGGUAAGAACAAGUCCGGAAUCAGAGCCUUUUCCGAAGCCUUGCUCGUCAUUCCAAAGACCUUAUCUUCCAACGCAGGUUUAGACCAAUUGGAAACCCUCUCCAACUGUCAAGAUGAAGUUGUCGAAGGCCACGUCGUUGGUGUCGAUUUGAAAUCAGGUGAACCAAUGGACCCAACCGUGGAAGGUAUUUGGGAUUCUUAUAGAGUGGUGAGAAAUGCCGUGAGUGCAGCCACUGGUAUCGCUUCUAAUUUAUUGUUGUGUGAUGAAUUAUUAAAGGCUGGUAGAUCUUCAUUGAAGCAAGGUGAUGGUGCCGGUGCCGGUGGUGCUCCUGCCGGUCCACCAGGUGGAAUGCCCGGUAUGCCACCUAUGAUGUAAUAGAUAAUUUUGGUAUAUAGAAGGAAGAUUUAAUAUAAGGAAUUUCUUAUACAAAAAAAAAAGGAAAAA
This is a messenger RNA of Spathaspora passalidarum NRRL Y-27907, 1773 nucleotides long. RefSeq names its product chaperonin-containing T-complex subunit (gene CCT6). NCBI's taxonomy places the organism in Eukaryota, Fungi, Ascomycota, Pichiomycetes, Serinales, Debaryomycetaceae. The transcript has 2 exons. The record is from RefSeq and is a predicted model, not a curated record. Gene Ontology annotation, biological process: protein folding. Gene Ontology annotation, cellular component: chaperonin-containing T-complex. The coding region runs from base 19 to 1704 and encodes 561 amino acids. Gene Ontology annotation, molecular function: ATP binding; ATP hydrolysis activity; ATP-dependent protein folding chaperone.